AGGAAACCAGUGGCGACGUUGGGUGGGAGCUGGGGGCCAUCCCUCCCUCCCUCCCUCUGCACCCCUUCAUCCAGCCAUCCCUCCCUCCACCCCCCGUGCAGGCACUUGUGAGCCCUCCAUCCUUCUCAGCCCCACGGCUCUCAAACCACCACCCGCAUCGGGCCCCCUGCCCUCCAGCCCCACACAUCCCUCUGCUCAUCCAUGCACACCCUUCACCACGUCUCCAUCCUUAUCAGCCCCUUCUGCCUGGCUGUUUGCUGCUCCAAGCAUCCAGUCACACCCUUCUUCUCCAGGCAUCCCGUAACCCUCAUCCCUCCAUCCACUGAUCCCCCCAGUCUCCAUCCGUCCAUCCCCAUAACUCCCAACUAUCCGUCCCCCUAGACCCCAUCCAUCUAUUCCCUCAUGGCCCUGAUCCAUCCCUGUAGCCCUCAUCAACCCAUCUAUCCAUCUACCCAUCCAUCCAUUCCCCCAUGGCCCUGAUCCAUCCCUGCAUCCUCCAUCCAUCCCUCCAUACCCUCCACGCCCCAUCAUCGCUCCAUCUGGCCCUCUGCACCCCUCCAUUUAUCUAGAUUUGGGCUAAAUGCAUGUCAAUAGGAAUGGUAUGAUUUUUUUUUGACUGGGGCAUGUGUAUUUUUGUCUGUCUGUUGCUUGUGGGGCAGGGGGAUGGUUAUUCCCUGUCCCCCAUGGCCCCUCUGUCUCCUCUCACUGUAGAUACCCUGUACCAUGAGGCCCAUGGCCAGUACCCCCAGCUCAGCUCUGCCCUCCACAGACUUGUCUACUUCCUGGCAACACCUGGACCCCCUCUGAGCCACCAGCGACAAGGAACAGAGCCCAACGCCUGUAGCCAGAGACCCCAGAGGCCUUUCCUGAGCCUGUUGGCAACUGUCCUCCUGUAGCUGCAGUGCUCUUGGCCCCCAUCCACCUGUAGGACAGAGAAUCCCAUUGGCACCCCCGCCAUCUGCCUGUAGCCAGAGAAACUGCCAUCAGCCUGUAUCUGGAGGACUUACAAGCCCAUCCCAUCCACCGCAUACCUGUAACAGUAAUCUCUGGUGUGUUGCUCCAAUGGACGACUGUAGGCAGCGGAGUCGGGGCUCUUGCUUUGCUUGUAUCUAGAUACGGCAGGAACUCAAGAACUCCAGGACUGCCUGUUCCCAGCCACCUCUGGGAGGAUCCUACAGCUGGAGCUGGAGCUACCCAGGGUGGGCAUGCACCUGUUACAAGAGAACAGCCAGUCCCUCUGCCUGUAGGAGACGGGCACACAGCAGGACGUGGCGUGACCACAUCCCAAGGUCCCUACAGGUCUGAAGGAAGCCAUCUGCCUGUACCCAAUGAACUCUGGGACCAUGCUACAACUGUUGUACUAGAAGUCUGGGAGCCCCGUAUGCCUUUAGCCUGACAUUCACCUUGUCCCAGUCGUUGCAGGACUCCAGGGCACCAUUGAACUGUAGGGACACCUGUAAGUGUCAAGGCUUCCUGACACAUGUAGCCAAAGAAGUGGGGAACUUUUGUACAACGACAACCCCAUUUUUUCCCCUUCUAUAGCUAGAGAAGUCUCAGGCAGACUACCCUGCCAGAGGGGACAAUACCGGGCUUCUCCAUCCUCACACUCCACUGUGCGCUUGUAGGUGGAGGUCUUCAGUACGUUUGCACGACUGUACUCCCCGUGUAUGCCUAUAGCCCAAGAACGCAUGCAGUUGCUGUGCGCCUGUCACCCCACCCUGUGCCUGUAGCUGGAGGAUUCUGGGAUCCAUAUGCGCUUGUAGCUCCAUCGUGUGCCUGUAGGUGGAGGAUUUCAGGUGUCUCCCUCCAACUACAGCUCCACUGUCUGCCUGUCAGUGGAGGAUUUCCAGAUCUCCUGAAGCCUGUAGCUCCCCUCAGUGCCUGUAUCUCCCCCAAAGGACUCUGGGACUGGUGUUUGACUGUAGCUCCAUUGUCCACCAGUAGGUGGAAACAUCUUGUGGCCCUAACAGGACUUUCCACGGAGGCCAGCCUUUCUCAACACCUGUCACCCACUACUGCCGCUCCAAUUGUCACUAAAGAGCUCCAGGAGCGGGGCCCGGCUGUAGCCCCUCCUCCCCAAACAGAAGACAUCCCCCACCCUCAAUGCUGUCUGCCCACGGAGGACAGCCACAUUGAUGGCGGAGUGACCACGGCCACCCUCCCACUCCAUGCUGGACAGUGCCACCUCAGGCGGUUGGGGGCAGGGCCGGCAAUGAGCCCAGGGCCUUGUGGGUAGCCGGUGCAGGGGGGCCCACCACUACGUGCAUGUCCAACGGGGGCAGGUUUGAGUUUGACGAUGGAGGCUGCUACGUGGGUGACUGGGAAGAGGGCCGGGCACAUGGCUAUGGGGUUUGCUUGGGCCCCGGGGCCCAGGGGGAGUACAGCGGGCAGUGGCGCCGGGGGUUCGAGUCCCUGGGGGUCUACUCCUGGCCUGGCGGGAACACCUACCAAGGCUACUGGAGUCACGGCAAGCGGGACGGCCUGGGUGUGGAGCGCAAGGCUAAAUGGUGCUACAAGGGGGAGUGGAGCCAUGGGCUGAAGGGCCGCACUGGCAUCUGGGAGAGCCACUCAGGCGUCACCUAUGAGGGCACAUGGCGGGAUGGUCUGCAGGACGGCUACGGCACCGAGACCUAUGCUGAUGGAGGUACCUACCAAGGCCAGUGGCAGACUGGGAAGCGUCACGGGUAUGGCGUCCGCCAGAGUGUCCCCUACCGCCAGGCUGCUUUGGUCCGCUCUCCACGCCGGACUUCCCUGGAGUCGCUCCGCAGUGACCCUGACCCUGGCGCACCUCCUGCCCCGCUGCCUUCUGCCCCACUGCCUCCACCUCCUCUGCUCCCAGGGGACAGCCCAGCCUCCGGCUCCCGGGGUGGCUUUGUUCUGGCCUUCCCAGGCGACCCAGACUUCCCCAAGGGGACCAAGAAAAAGUCAGGGGGCUUCUUCUUCCGGCGCUCCCUGCUUCUGAGCGGCCUGCGGGUGCGGCGGGCAGAGUCCAAGGCCUCCCUAGGGAGUAAGCGGGGUUCCCUCAAGAGCGAGGCUGGGGUCAGCUCAACAGGCAGUGAGGCCACCACACUCAGCUAUGCUGAGACAGAGCCCCCUGAGAUGCCUUCACGGUUGGCCAUUGAAGGAUCCUCCACCGAGGUUUAUGCUGGGGAGUGGCGAGCCGACCGGCGCAGUGGCUACGGGGUCAGCCGGCGCUCCAACGGGCUCCGGUACGAGGGUGAGUGGCUGGGCAACCGUCGCCAUGGCUAUGGGCGCACCACCUACCCCGACGGCACCAAGGAGGAGGGCAAGUACAAGCUCAACCGCCUGGUCAACGGGAAGGUGAAGAACUUCAUCCCACUGCGGCGCAGCAAGGUCAAGGAGAAGGUGGACCGGGCCGUGGAGGUGGCCCGGAGAGCCGUCAGCUUGGCCCGGCAAAAGCAGGAGCUAGCAGUGGCCAGGACGGCAGAUGCCCGGCUGAAGGCAGCAGGGGCACUGGCGGCGGCCGAGAAGGCCCUGGAGGCCUCCCACCUGGCCAAGAUCCUGGCUGAAGACCUGCAGCCCACCCUGCGUGACCCUGAGCCACGCCCCUGCCUGGACUCGGAGGGCAGUGACACGGAUCCUCUGGACUACGACAGCCCUGGGGUGUACGAGAACGGUGUCACCCCAUCCGAUGCCAGCCCCGAGCCCAGUUUGCCCCCCACCUACCCCCCCACCCCCCUGCAGCCCUGGCGGGGUGACCUCCGGCGGACUUGGCCCCCCCUACAGAAUGGGGGCCCCUUGCGAGAGCCCGAGGAGGAGUGGGGCUGCCGGGGGUUCCCCUCCCGGACGCCGGGGUUCGCGCCCGAUGGGCUAUGGGAAGGAGAUGAAGAGGACGAGGCGCCAGGGCACCCCCUGGAGGGCACCCCGCCCAGUGGCAGCUCUGGGAGUCUCCGCGAAGAAGAGGAGGAGGAAGAGGAAGAAGAGGAAGACCCCCUGCCGCAGGACAUGGGGGGACCCCAAGAUGUACAGGGGCCUCUGAAGGGUUCCCCACUAGGGGCUUUGGAGCCUACAGCUGGCACAGGGCCUGCACCCCAAGAUGUGGAGGAAACAGGAGCAGCCAGGAGACAGGGUGCCAGCCCCCUGGUGGUGGUAGCGGUGGUGCUGUUGGACGUGUGCUUGGCUCAUCUCUUCUCUCUCUUACUCACCUGAGGCCAGAGGGUGGGAAGACCCGGAUCUCCCCACAGAUGCCCCCUCUCCCAGGGGUCUUGGGCCUCCUUGCCCUGGCCCCAGCCUCCCUCCUCGUCGCAAUGGUUUACAUACAAAGGGCUCUUUCUAGCAGAGAUUUCUCCCUCUCUGCCUCUGAGACCACGGCAAAAUCUCCCCUCUCCCCUUCUCCCCCCCUCGCCCCCCGUCCUGCCUUUGGGGGGGAUCAGUAGCUGGGGCAGGAGGAUCGGAGUGGGGGGCACCACUGGGGGGGCACCCUGCUUGGGUCAGGAUUGGGGUGUUUCAUGGCCCAGGAUCCCCGGAGGGUGGCACACUCUACCCUGGGUGUUGGGGCAACCCUGAAGGUGGGAAUGUACCAUGGGGGCAGGGGAGAUCAUAAGGUGGGCAGGGGUCUCCCAGCCAAGGGGGGAAGCCUUUCAGCCUUGGCCCUGCCCACCACACCCCCAAAAGUGGGUGAAUUUCCCUGCCCCCCCCUUUAAUUUCUGCUUUUUAAUGGAAAAUGAUUUCUCCCUCGCCUUGUCGGAAUAACUAACGAGUUAUGUUCCAGUUAAUGAGGGGUGAAGAGGAGGGUCCUGCCGCCAUGGGGGAAAGAGGGGCCCGGCCCCCAUCAUGGUGGGGAAUAACGCGCUCAUCGGAGCAAAGCAGGAAGUCCCACCUUUGGGAGGCCAUUUUGGAGAGGGCACAAAACAGGAAGUUUGGCCUCCUUGUGGGGCUGGGAAGGGCCUGGAGGUGCGGGACAAGAAGUCCCACCUCCCAUAGCUUGGGAAAGGGCCUCCCAGAGCCUGAAAUAGGAAAUCCAUCCUUUGGGAGGAUGGAAAAUAGGAAGGGAGUGUGCAAUAGAGGAAGCUUUGACUUCUAUGGUGUAGAGCUCUCCCUGUAGGGGGUGAGACAGGAAGUCCCACCUUUUGCAGGGACCAUAUGGUGCAAUACAGAAAGUGCCACCCUAUAGAUGGUGACCAAACUCUCCUUGCAGGGGUUGGGGCACAACAGGGUCCUGCUUUUUGCAGGGACUAGAUGGUGCAAUACAGGAAGUCCCACCCCAUGGAGGGUGAGUAAACUCUCCCCAUAGGGUGAAACAGGAAGUCCUGCCUUCAGGGAGGCAAGGAGAAAGGAUGUAGGCCAACCUGGGGCUUGGGGGUAGCGCUGUCUGAUGGUGUAGCGGCAGGUGAGACCACACCAAGGUAGAAUUGAUAUUCAUUGGUGGGGGAGGAAGGGAGAAGGUAGGGUUAGGAAGUCGGGGGGUGGGGCGGGCCCCACCAUCAUGGGGACACUUCCCCCGGCAGGAUGCUCCCUCUCGGCCCCCUUGGAAAAUGCAUGAGAAAUCCGACUUCGCUCGCUGCGUGCUCUGUAUCUUGGGAAUGUGUAUAAUCUGCUCCAUUCCCCCCAACCCCAAUAUUUUCUACCUUCCCCCGUACCUUGCUCCAAGGCCUUGUUCCCCUCCCUCCCUGCCCUCCGAAAAGCCUUUUCCAAUGUCUAUUUCUUAUAUCGUGUCUUUGGGAUUGAAAAAAGAAACCGUCUUGCAGAAAAAAAGAGAAAUUUAAUAAAAAAUAAAGAAUAUAUUAAUAAA
Molecule: messenger RNA, 5752 nt
Organism: Alligator mississippiensis (American alligator)
Lineage: Eukaryota; Metazoa; Chordata; Crocodylia; Alligatoridae
Gene: JPH4
Product: junctophilin 4
Exons: 5
Coding region: 2266-4170 (634 amino acids)
Biological process (GO): regulation of synaptic plasticity
Cellular component (GO): endoplasmic reticulum membrane; plasma membrane; junctional membrane complex
Source: RefSeq, a predicted model, not a curated record